GUUUUUCCUGCUUUUUUUAAAAAUUGCGCCAGGACAUUAACAUUAAGGAAUCUGUCCGUUGACAAAAAGAAAUAAUGAUGUUGCACGCGUCUGGAAAGAGAAAAGUUAAAGAAGAAAUAGAUGCCAAAACUUAUCUGGAGGAACGCUUAGCAGUUAUUGAUGUACAUGCCCAAGAUCGAAAAACGUCUCGAAAAAUCGUCGCAGACGUAUUGGACGAAAUUAUGAAGUGUUUUGGUGAAGACACUAUUUUUAGUAAAGUUAUCAGAAAGUCCGGCAGUUACGCAACUAAAACGAAAAUAAAAGCAGCUGACGAAUUUGACUACGAUAUACCCCUCAAAUCGCCAGACCGUUAUCGUGUCCAAUUUACUGAUCAGUCUGGAAUCCCUCAACGGCGUCCAGAUACUUAUGCGAGAAUAUUUUUCGAUGGAAAGCGUGAGAUGCCACCAAAUUCCAUAAAAUGUCUUCUUGACCAGUAUAUGAACUGUGCGUCGCAGUCAAUAAAUUGUGUCAGUGUCGACAAAACAUUCCAUGGACCAGCAGUCACGAUGCAUAUCUUAGUCCACAACUUUCAUGAUAUAUCUGUCGAUAUGUCUCCAUCACUACUAACGAAUCAAGUCACUUUGCGUGAUUAUCGUUGGCCUCGUGACCAAACUACAUAUGUGUUACCACAGCAAGUGAUUCAAGAGAUCGAAAAAGUUGGUUUGCAUUUAGUUCCUAAGGGAGAAAAUUUGUGGAACAUCUCAGUAUCACGAGCUGAAAGAGAAUUGAUGUCCAGAAUUGAUCAUGAUAAUGGAUGUCGUAAGAUGUGCCAUAAGUUGCUAAAGUCUGAUUUUGAUGAAUGGAGUAAACAUUACAAUUUGGAUGGAAUCUCAACAGUUUUAUUCAAGCAUGAAUUGUUUUCGUUGAACGAAGAACAGCCGUGGUUAAACUGGGCGCGUAGCCAACUUUACGAAAGGUACUGUGAUAUGUUGCAGGAUUUAAGUAGACGACUCCACAGAAGAAGAAUUUCUAAUUAUUUCCGUCCCACGGAAAAUCUGUUGGAAGGAAAAUAUAUAUCAGUUCUUAAUAAAUUGGCAAUUCUUGCUAUGAAUAAAAGAAAGGAGAUUAUUGAUAUGGAAUCAAGAGCCACGUAUAAAAGAAGAAGACCCGUACCUUCGCGAUAUGACCAAUGGGCUAACCUUUACCGAAUGUAGCUCAUAACAUUUUGUAAAAUAUCUAUAUUAUGUAAAAUAUCGAUUUAGAAAAAAAAUGUUCCUCUUA
Molecule: messenger RNA, 1260 nt
Organism: Hydractinia symbiolongicarpus
Lineage: Eukaryota; Metazoa; Cnidaria; Hydrozoa; Anthoathecata; Hydractiniidae
Exons: 5
Coding region: 75-1193 (372 amino acids)
Source: RefSeq, a predicted model, not a curated record